AUGAUCCAGGAAUGUUACAAGGACGUGAGAGUUAAGAGCACAGUGGGCAUGACGGAACACUUCGAAGUAAAGGUCGGCUUGCACCAAGGAUCGGCACUUAGCCCACUGCUAUUUACUAUAGUGUUUGAUAUCAUCACGGGAAAUAAGUUCAUAUUGUGUAAUACAAAUUGGGAUAUAUCAAACUCGAGCAACAUCCUUGGUCGAGUGACAGUAGACAUGCGACCAGCAGAAAUCAAACAUUCUGGAGCAAAGUUAAGUAACCUUAUAUCUACAGUGACUCAGUAUGAGAGGAGCAACAGCGGAAAGACUUUUUCAGAUCAUAAUACCUGGAUAAUCAUGAAAUACCCACAGAGAACUUAA
This is a messenger RNA of Penaeus monodon (black tiger shrimp), 360 nucleotides long. RefSeq lists its product as uncharacterized. The transcript is spliced from 3 exons. The record is from RefSeq and is a predicted model, not a curated record. Lineage: Eukaryota; Metazoa; Arthropoda; Malacostraca; Decapoda; Penaeidae. The coding region runs from base 1 to 360 and encodes 119 amino acids.